AUGAUUUCUGACCAUAUUGUCUUCCUAUUAAGUGCUUGUCUACUGACCAACACUGCCUUUUUAGUAGUUAGUCAACAACAACAUACUGAAAUUUCGUAUUCCCCUAAAGACCAGCUCACAGAAUCCAAAGAAUGGACCCGUUUAGCAAUCCAGAGACUAUGGGCGGAGCGAGAACUAAUGGGAACCACUCCAAUCCACGUGGUAGUUCCGACUGGCAUGACAAAUGUGAAAAUUGUAUUCAAAAAUGAAUCAGCCUCUCCAACUGGGUCACUUAAGCAUCGAUACUCAUGGGCACUAAUGAUGUGGGCGUUGCUAGAAGGGCAUGUCAAAAAUGGAACACAUGUUUUUGAAGCGUCAUCUGGGAAUACUGCUUGCUCGCUGGGGUACAUGUGUAGACUGUUGGGGUUGCAAUUUACUGCGGUGGUUCCUGAUACAAUUGAAUUAGUGAAAGUUCAACGCAUUGAAGAGCAGGGUGGAUCGGUGGUUAGAGUUCCUAUUUCUGAUAGAUUAAUAAUAGCCGAACAGCUAGCCAAAUCAACUGGUGGAUUUUUUAUGAAUCAGUUUAAGAAUGCUUUCCAUGCAGAGGAAUUCCAUGAGAGCGGUUCUUCUACUAAAAAGUCUGCAAAUCUCAUGGAUGAACUCUUGAUUCAGCUGAACCACACACCUCCAGGUGUCUUUAUUCACCCUGCUGGAACAGGAGGUACACUCUCUUCAAUUGGAAGAUAUGCCAAAAAGUACGGGUUGAACACCCAGAUCGUUUUGGCAGAUACUCAGUUUUCAAUUUACUAUGAUUAUGUGCUCAAUGGAACUUUCUCAAAACAAACCGGUGCUCAUCACUGGAUCACUCCUGGUAUGGCUGGAAUUGGUUAUGGAGCUAUGGGACCUGCAAAAAUAGCAGAGACAACUAGUCUAGAUCCAGCAGUUAUUGAUCGUGUUUUAAAAAUUCCUGAUCUUGCCAGUACUGCUGCUAUGAAAGUGGCAAGAGAUAUUGGAAUAAAUGGAGGGACAAGUACUGGAGUGAAUUUUCUAGCUGCUUUGCAUAUUGGGGCAUUGUAUAAAACUCAACCGGUGAGCAUAGCAACAAUACUAGCAGAUUCCGGGAAAUACUACGAGAUGACGUAUUUUGAGAGGAAUUGGAUUGCUCAGAAAUUUGAAUUUCAUGGCGGCCUUCCGAUAUAUGAUUGCUGGAUUCAGGUUAUCACAAAAUCGUUUGCCACUGGAAAAGAUCCAUUGGAACGUGGACAAAAAAUAUGCUCAGUACAAAGUUUUUAG
Caenorhabditis briggsae is the source of this 1272-nucleotide messenger RNA. NCBI's taxonomy places the organism in Eukaryota, Metazoa, Nematoda, Chromadorea, Rhabditida, Rhabditidae. Gene Ontology annotation, biological process: L-cysteine biosynthetic process. Gene Ontology annotation, cellular component: cytoplasm. The record is from RefSeq and is a predicted model, not a curated record. The coding region runs from base 1 to 1272 and encodes 423 amino acids. The transcript has 7 exons.